UUGCCUGCUACCCUAUCCGAGCAAACUGAGCUGCCGGAUCCGUUCGCCGAUUCCGAUGAACAGUCUUCAGAAGAAGAGAUCGCACUUGCGGCCUCAUCUAGUCUGAAAAAACGACAACGCCUGUACUUUUCUUCGGACGAUGAAGCCGGGGAAGUCAAGGAGGCUGAAUUAGAUUCCAAAAAAUCGCCCACGAAAGAUGCUAAAGAGGCAAUCUAUGGCUUUCUUGUUUAUGCCUUUUUCUUGUUUACUAAGCGGUCCUCCCCAAAGGUCGAUAAGGCGACCCUUAAGGAGUCGCCGAAAAAGAAGCAUGACAAAACUCCUCCGUCAAAUGCCACUCAGCGUCAGCCAGCCCUGAAGGCAUUCAACGAUAAUGAUGAUGAUGACAGCUUCUUGACUACAUCUAAGCAGCCCUCCCCAAAGGUCGAUAAGGCGAUGCACAGUAUCCCUAAGGAGUCACCGAAAAAGAAGAGUAACAACGCUACCUCGUCAAAUGCCAUUCAGCGUCAGCGGGUCCUGAAGACAUUCAAGGAUGAUGACGGUUUUUUGACUGGCCUUGGUGGUGCCGCAGACUUUAAGCGCUGCGAUCUGCGGCCGUAG
Messenger RNA from Dibothriocephalus latus, 597 nucleotides. Lineage: Eukaryota; Metazoa; Platyhelminthes; Cestoda; Diphyllobothriidea; Diphyllobothriidae. The record is from the annotation of a GenBank genome assembly.